ACAAGCCUGCUCCCGCCUGGCCUCUGGGUCGGGGCGGGUCAUGGCUGGGCGGACCCUGGCGCUGCGCUACGGCCCCCCAUGGUCCCCCGUCUCCAGAACUGAGGUGCCUGGGUCCCGGCCCAGCUGGCAUCUCACCAGCAGCGGCGUUGCGCACCACCACAUCCCCUCCCUGCCCUUCCCCCCGCCCAGCGUGCAGUGCACAGUCGCGGGGCCCCUGCCCCCAGCCGCGAAGCAGGACUGGCCCAUCGGGGCUUUCGACGAAGUCUUUAACAUAUGGGAGACAACCACGGGCUCGGCGCACGUGCGCAAGACUCACGGUGGGCCCUUGGCGCAGCCCCGGGCCCCGCAGCCCGCGGACCCCACGCGCACCUUGGGGAUCAAGUCUUUAGGAGAAAAGCUCAGACACUGCAGCUGGCACCUGUUGGGGACCGCCGAGAUCCAGAGCGAGACGAAAGCGAAGUACCCGGGCUGGCUCCCCGCGCCGCUGCGCGCCCCCUCGCCUGGCGUGCCGCAGCCCCUGGAGCUCGCCGACCACCUCCGGGGGGGCCCUUCGCAGGCCCUCAUCCCCUGGACCAGGAACACGGAGCUGGCUGGCCAGCCCUUCACGGUGUCUGACCAGGGCGUCCUGAACCGACACCAGCCCUACCUGACCACUACCGCGCGGGACUUCCGCUGCUACACAAAGAAGGAGCUGUCCGGAUACCCCCGCAAGGACUCGCUGACCUACUGGAACUUCGAGCAAACGCCCCGGGUCUGGGCCCACGGCCCGCAGCAGGCACCAUGUCCGCCUUUCCCUCAGCCCUCGCGGGUCCGCGUGCCCCACGCCGGCCCCGCGCCACCGGCUGUGCCGCACCGCGGGGCCCUGCCCCUGGCUCGGGAGUCCUUCUGCCCCCCGCCGCACCCACUGCGCCGGCUCGACCUUUCCUGUCCUCUGGAGGCGCCUUGGGGAGGUCCCCACUGGAGGCCCCUGCCGGGCAUCUACAGCACGCCCAAAGCCUACAGCACCGAGAGCUCCCGCUAUGGCAGCGGGAAGCCGGAGCUCGUGUGA
Messenger RNA from Lepus europaeus (European hare), 1048 nucleotides. It is a transcript of the gene SAXO3, whose product is annotated as stabilizer of axonemal microtubules 3. NCBI's taxonomy places the organism in Eukaryota, Metazoa, Chordata, Mammalia, Lagomorpha, Leporidae. The transcript has 5 exons. The record is from RefSeq and is a predicted model, not a curated record. The coding region runs from base 41 to 1048 and encodes 335 amino acids.